Messenger RNA from Adineta ricciae, 5343 nucleotides. The record is from the annotation of a GenBank genome assembly. NCBI's taxonomy places the organism in Eukaryota, Metazoa, Rotifera, Eurotatoria, Adinetida, Adinetidae.
AUGUCUGUUUAUGCAGCGGAUUAUGAUGACGAGAAUAUUUUUAAUCGCACACCCUCUGAUGAAGAAAUCGAAAGUGAACUAGUUGAAUUACAAGGCGAAGCCAGUGAUUAUUACCAUCGUUUGGAAAUUGUACAAAAUGAACGAUUACAAAAAGAAGAGCAAGAAAUUGUUAAACUAUGGAAAGCACGAAAUACUGUUUUAUCUCGAUUGGGAUCUACAAAAGACUGUCUUGCAUCACCCAUUGACGAAGAUGCAUCUAUUUCAGAGUUCGAAUAUCGAUAUGACGACAAUCGGUCGGUCGCGUCACAUCAAACAGAUUGUCCAAGACUUGCACCAAAACCAGUGUCGGAAAGUCCACGUUUUAUCUUUUCAACACGUUUGCAAAGCCGACCACCAUCAACAGUUAUGCCAUCUGCACCCUCAUCUUCGUUUGUCAAUCGAAAUAUUCACAAUCACAAUGGGCACACAUCUUCGAUAGCGUCACACAGUGAAUUUGACGAUCGCAGUUCUGGAAUAAGUAGUUUGGUACCAAGUCCGGUGCAUAGUCCAGUGAUGUGGCGUGCAGAAAAAAUUCUUGGCCGAGGUCUCUGUUCAUCGGCUAUCGAUUUUAAACGUAUGCAUAUUGAAGAACCGCUUCCAGUCAAACCACAUCGCCGAAAUGAUACGUGUUCAGAAAGCGAUGUUUUCAAAGACGUAAAUAAAUCAAGCAUACAAGGAUUUUUUGCAGCUGCACGCGAACGUAUGGAAGCGGCGACAGCUUCAACAGUCGGAGGGUCAGGAUACAAUACACCAAUGAGCUUUGAUGACCAGUAUGUCAAUGUACCAGCACUAUCAAAUACAAAAAAGACUCAUUUUGAUUACGAUGAAGAAUUCGAAUAUUAUCAAACACAUGUUCUACCAAAGACGAUUCAACAGGAAAAAGAAAGACAAAAGCAAGAGACAACGAUUGAUUUUUCAUUUAAAAUUGGCCUCGACGAACCCGAAGCAAACACGGAUGGAACAAUGAUCGAGGAAGAGCCCCAUUUAUCUAUCAUUGUUGAUAAUAAUAACAAUGGUUUAAAACGUGUUUGUAAUAUCUUCGAUCAACAUAAAUUUGUCUAUGAUCGAGAGAAUAUUGUUCAUGAUCAAUGGUUAUACGGUCUCAUUUCAUAUACCUUCCUUUUAAAGCAAUCAGCGAAGAUGGUUAAUUCAUCAGUAAUGAAAUUGUUACAGCAACAAUUAAAACAUAGUGACACAUUUUGGUUGUCGAAUGGACUAAAACGACGACCGAUAUUUAAUGAUCCAUUUUUCAACAUCGAAGAUUUGCCGACAAAAGGCGCAAAUGGCUUAACACCUUCAACCGCUCCAGCCGAGUCCCGAACUGAACCCGCUUCCGACGGCGACAUACCGCCGAUUCCUGAAACGCGUUUGAGUAAAUUUCGUCAACUAGCUCGUUGCUUUUUUCAUAUCAAUUGCCAAAUGGAAUGGUCGACUGGUGCAUUAAUAGCAAUGAAUUUAUUCUCACCCUAUGAGAAACUAUCGAAACAGCCUCAUCAAACAUGGCGACUACGAUUUUAUGAAGAUUUUGUCGAUUUUAUUUAUCAAACAAAAGACAAAUGCAAUCCAAAUUAUGAAUACAUCAAACGAUUGCAAGCAAAUUUCAUUGACAAGAGUGUUAUCAUUACUACGAAUAGCGAAGGGUUCGUCCUCUACAUCCAAAUGAAAGGCAAUAUCAUGGAAUUGCUCAAUGUCGAACCAUGGUGGAUCGGACAAAAACUACGCAAGGAAAAUAAGCCUGUUAUGAAACCACGUGACGCUCUAAAACGCCAAUCGAAUUCCGGUGUACCUCUACCGAUUUGUUCAACCAUUCGUAUAUCUAUCAAAGAAUCUCGACUAAAAGAUAGUUCUGGCAGACGAAAUGAUCCUCGGUAUCGAGAUCAGACACUCGAAGAAUAUGAAUAUCGAAUGGAUUGCAUCUUGAGUAAUAAUAUUCGUAUAGCCUUUCGUGAAUUCUUGGCGUUUUUCUAUCGUCAUCGAAUACAAAUUUGUUUUGCUGGUUCGAUUACUGAAGUGCCGAAAACACGAGCAUCACGUAUCGAACGCCCAAUAUUUAAUUCAUUUAUCAAGAAUUAUUCGUGGCAAAUGUUAUUGUCAAUCGGCUAUCGUUUUCAACAACGAGCGACACAAAAAUUCAUCGAUUAUUUAAAAGCAGUCGAUACCGAUAACGAAUUCUAUCAAAUCGCGAUCUAUGUUUGGCGUCGUGCGAAGGAAUAUCAUUUUCUUGACAUCGAUGAAGAACUACACAAGUUUACUAACCGUUUACUCGAAAUCGGUCAAGAGACAAAGACAGCGCCUACGCAUGUUGCGUCGUUAACAAAUCCGCCAAAGAAUAAAGCUUAUGCACCGUCAGUUACAAUAACACCCACAACCGUGUGUGUUAAACCAUUUAAACUAGUUAAAACAAAUCGAACCUUACGCGAACCAAAAUUCGGCGGUACUUUCAAUUUCUGUUUAGUUGAAAUACGAGACGAAACCGGUGAAGCCAUCCAUGCGAAUCAUUUCGGUGUGCUUCGUCCAAAAUUUGAAAACUACCUUGCGCAUGGCUUUCAGUUGACCAAUGACCGAGUCUAUCGACACCUUCAUCAUUCUCAAUCGCAACUGAAAGAGAAACAAUAUUGGUUCUAUUGGUACGAUGAGAAAAAUAAAACAAAUCUUUCUUACGAAGAGGCUUACAAUUGGAUGGGUGACUUUCGAAAUGAACGGGUGGUGGCCAAACACUCAGCGCGCAUUGCUCAAUGUUUUACAAGUUCAGAUGCAACGAUACGUGUUCCUUUUGAGAAAACAGAAAUCGUUGAUGAUAUUGAACGCAAUGGUUACAUAUUUACAGAUGGAGUCGGAACAUUUUCAUCGUUGUUGCGAGAUGAAAUUUGCUACAUCAUGGGUUUCCGACGUAAAUUCAGUGUCAUGCAAAUUCGAUAUGCUGGCUGUAAAGGAACUGUUUCCGUCAAUCCUGAUUUAGACUACACAGAAAAACAAUUAAUCUUGCGUAAAUCUAUGCACAAAUUUAUUUCCACUCAUGAUGUUUUGGAAUUAUGCAAAAUAUCAGCGCCACGUCCUUUACAUCUCAAUCGGCAAGCAAUAGCUUUGCUUGAAUCGCGUCUCAUUCCACAUUCGAUCUUUCUUCUUUUUCAAAACCAACAUCUCCUAUGGCUGGUAGAAUCUUUGCUUUACUUACCAUCGGCUUAUGAAUUACUCAACGAACGUCUUGCUCAACAUUUACCGUUGAGAGAUUUGAUACUAACUGCUCAUGUUGAUCUCAUUCACGAACCAUUCUUUCGUCAAAUAAUAACAACAAUUUGUAAACUAGAGAUCAAACGAAUUCAGGAUAAAACACGUAUACAAAUUUCGAAAAACUCAGGUCGUAACAUGUUUGGCAUUGUCGAUGAAACAGGCAUUCUUCAAUAUGGUCAAGUGUUCGUUCAAUAUACAGAAUUAGAUACUGAACAAUUGCAAGAUGGUGGACGACGACGUGGUGGAAAUCGUGAAGAAAUCAAACGGGUCGUUACCGGUAAAGUAGUUGUAACAAAGAACCCGUGUCAUCAUCCUGGUGAUUUGCGCACAUUUGAAGCGGUUGAUGUACCGAAAUUACGGCAUUUAGUUGACUGUAUAGUCUUUCCACAGCAAGGCCCACGACCACAUCCAAAUGAAAUCUCAGGAUCUGAUUUAGACGGCGAUGAGUACGCUGUCUACUGGCAUCCAGAUUUGAUGCCGACAACGGAAAACUUCGCACCAUAUGAAUACGAUUCUCAGGAGAAACCAAAGAAACUCGAUCGACCAAUAACACGUGAAGAUAUUCGUCAAGUCGUUCUCGACAUAUCCGAACAGGAUGCCCUUGGUCGUUUAUCAAAUCUACAUUUAGCUUUGACUGAUAUGUAUAGUAUUCGACAUAAAGAUUCAAUCGCAAUUGCCGAUGCAAUUGCCGAGGAAGUUGAUGCUGGUAAAACUGGCAAGCAUCCAUUGACAGAUGAGCAAAUCGCGGAAUAUGGACGUAAAUUGAAUAAUGCACGAGCAGAUUUCUUCAAUCGACCGAAACAAUACGAUCUCUAUGCGUCAUCAAAUGCAAUCGGUAUACUGUUUCGUGCUAUACGUCGUUCGGAACCGAGCUGGCUGAAAAUCAACCGUUGUUUACAUACGAAAACAACCAUUGGUUUGAUACAAUCAUCGCAUAUCAGUGCACAUCUUCAAAUCGAUCAAUUUCUUAUUCAUUCAUUAGCACAUCUAUACCGUGCUGAUGCCGAACAUUUGUUCAAGCUAUACCACGAUCAAAUCAGUGAUAUUAUGUACGUAUAUCAUUUUCAUUCGGAAGUGGAUCUGAUCUGUCGAUUUGAUUCUCAACAACAAACGAUGUCGAAACAAUAUGACAUUGCAGAUUCAGCUCAACUCGAAUUGGGUCAAUUGAUAAAUCGAAUACAGGGCUUAUUCAAUGAUGGUCAACUACAAACUUAUCAUUCAGUUAAAUGUGUAUGUGAAGACUGUGAUCAACAUCGAAUGGCGUUGGCAUCAGCGUGUUAUAUUGUUACCUAUGAACAACCAUACACGAAAAAGAUUCUUUCAUUUCCUUGGUUGUUUUCUUCCUGGCUAGUUAAAUUACGACGAAUGAAUUUAGAGAGACAAAAUCUUCUCACACCGCCAUCGAAUUAUCUCCUUGUUGGUCAAGCAUUUCUUCAUUCAUUUUUGUUACUAAUUCAACAUCAAUCACUUCGCUUUCGGGUGGAUUUCAAUUCCAACUCAGGGCUGAAUAGCUGCAUACUACAGUUAGCGAUUGAAGCACGACAGGAAAAAACCAUUCGUGUUCGCGUGCAUCUCAUGGAAUGGGCUAUCUUGGAAAUCGCGACAGGUUGGUUAGAUCGACAAGAUAUAUUCUCCAUAAAAAAGCAUGCCUCGAAGACAUCUUCAAGACCAACCAUACUUAUUCGAACAUGGAAACACAUUCUUACCCAGUUUUUAUUCAGUAAACAUCGACCUAAAACUUGUUCAAAUCUUUUACUAAUACAAAACAGAUUUAUAUCCAAAAAGCAAGUAACAGUAACACAUGAAAGUGGUACUACAGCAUCGUUUUCAUUACCACAAUUUGUAUUGUCUCCAUCGACAAACGAAAUUCCACCUGUUGCCGACUGGUGGUCAGACGAAAUGGCUUGUGAGUUUUACAAACGACUGGUGAAUUUAACUGCUCAGUGUUCACGUGUACAUGUGUCAAAAGCGUCAUCGGAACGAAUGGAUAUGGCUCAUCUCAAUGAAUAUUUGAUACUUGGUCUACUUUCGAUUGCUGCUGAAAAUGAAUACGGUAAUGUUACAUGGCAGUGA